GCAGCUGUCCACACAUCUGCAAACUCUCAUUAUGGACAUCACAGAUCGAUUCCAACUGUCAUCUGCUGUGGAGUGCUUCUAGAGCAAAAGCACCUGUUCACCAGUCAGUUGUGCAGAGGGAAUGUGGGUGUGGAGGUGAAAUAAAGGCAUUGGAACCGAAGACAUCUGUGUGGUCCACAUCGAUCACCUGCAGCGGAUUACUAUUUAAGUGAACCCAGCUUAGGGAAGCAUCAACCUCUUCACAGAUAUGUUUAAGUGCCCAGUAUUGGCUGCAUUGCUGGUGUUUUGGCUCUGUCAUGGUUCUCCUGUUAAAGCCAACGUGAUCUGCGAUGAUUCCACAAUGACAGUAGGGGUUGAGAAAUCUUCGUACCCUGGAGUCCGAGUGGAUCAUUUGCAGAUCAACCAAGACCCCAACACCGCCUGCAGCAUCCGCUCCAACAGCACUCACUUCUACGCCGUCAUCCCCCUCAACAGUUGUGGCACAGAGCUCGAGGAAACCGACGAAAAUCUUAUUUUCAAGAAUAGAAUCUCAAUGGUUCCCAACUCAAUCGACGUGAUCACCAGGAAAUGUCUGCUGGAGGUGAAAAUCAACUGUCUGUACCCCAAACGUGGAAACGUGACUCUGAGCUUCAGAGCACACAGGAUGAACGUUGAAGUGGUGGAGAAAGGCUUCGGCAGGUUCAAAUACCAGUUUGAGUUCUAUCCUAACAGAAAAUACAUAUCCCCAUAUAAUCCAGAUUCAUACCCUCUGCAGUGUGAACUCAAGAGCAGGAUCUACAUGCAGAUAGAAGCCAUCUCCUCCAUGGAAUACGCUGAGAUGUUUGUGGAGUCCUGCAGAGCUUCACCAUACGACAUCCAAAACUACCGAAAAACCUACUCCAUCAUUGAGAAUGGAUGUAAAGUGGACUCGACUGUUGAAAUCUAUGUCCCCUCCCACCAGAGACAAUUCAAGUUCAGCAUUGAGGCCUUCAAGUUUAUCGGCUUGCAUGAUCAGGUGUACAUCAGCUGUUCAGUCAUGAUGUGUGAGAAAGACAGCCCCAACACCAGGUGUUCACAGGGAUGCAUCAACGGAAGCAGAAGAAAGAGAGAAGCUGGAAAUCAGACUACAAUACACUUCGUUUCCCAGGGUCCCCUGCGCUUAAAGAGAUCAGCAGAGAGCAACGAAAGCCCAGUGCUCCACCUGAAUCUGAACCUGGUAUUCAUCGCUGGAUGUCUUCUUGGAGCUGUUGGCAUGAUCAGUGCAGUGGUCAUGUACAAGGCCAAAAUGUCAAAGGUCAAAUACCAACCUUUGCUCCCAUUUGAAAGUUAAGACAGCACGCAGAAUACCAGUUCUGAAUUAAUUACAUUUGACUACAUACAGCUUUUUUUUAUUAGUUUUGUUAUAAGAUAUUGAGUGCAUGUAUCUUCUAUCACAUAAACACCUUUAAAAAUGUCCAAAGCUUUUAAAGUGAAAGUUCUUCAGCGAGGAAAAACCUGUGCUUGUGCA
Molecule: messenger RNA, 1486 nt
Organism: Anoplopoma fimbria (sablefish)
Lineage: Eukaryota; Metazoa; Chordata; Actinopteri; Perciformes; Anoplopomatidae
Product: ZP domain-containing protein-like
Exons: 7
Coding region: 248-1309 (353 amino acids)
Source: RefSeq, a predicted model, not a curated record